UCUAACCUUAAAAUCAGUGCAGUCUCUCUCUUCCACUCGUUCCACUUUGUUCUCUACAGAAUUGUUACAAUUUACUUACAAUAAAAGUUCAAUAUUCUAUUAAUUCUUUGUGGGGAGAGAAAUAUUUCUCCUGGGUUUUUUUUAAAUAACUAUUGUUAAUAAGGCAUUUGUGUCAAAUUUCAAAGAUGCCAAAGUACUACUGUGAUUAUUGCGACACGUAUCUCACUCACGAUUCGCCGAGUGUGAGAAAAACUCACUGUCAAGGAAGAAAGCACAAGGACAAUGUGAAAUAUUUCUAUCAAAAGUGGAUGGAAGAUCAGGCCCAACAGCUUAUUGACGCAACAACAGCGGCAUUUAAAGCAGGAAAAAUUGCGACAAAUCCAUUUUCGGGUAAUAAUGGUGCGGCAAUUCCACCACCAGUGAAUUAUGGACCUAGACCAGGACCACCUGGACCAGUGCCUCAAGGACCACCAAUGAUGCCACCACCAAUGAUGAUGGGACCACACGGACCAAUGCCACCAAUGAUGGGAAUGCCACCUCCAAUGAUGGGACCUAUGGUUGGUCCCAUGAUGGGACAAAUGAGACCACCACCAAUGAAAACAUAACUUUCUUCCCCUUUUUAAUUCAAUCGGUGAUUAUCAAUUUUAUAUUAAAUUAUUUUAUAACUCUACAUUGAAUCUUACAUUUUUACUUUAUCGUAAAGUAAAAUUUCUAAACACUUUUUCGUGUUUGUUUCCUCGAUAAUAAAAACAUCUCAGUUUUA
This is a messenger RNA of Leptopilina heterotoma, 763 nucleotides long. Its product is annotated as U1 small nuclear ribonucleoprotein C-like. The transcript is spliced from 2 exons. Gene Ontology annotation, molecular function: pre-mRNA 5'-splice site binding; zinc ion binding. The record is from RefSeq and is a predicted model, not a curated record. Gene Ontology annotation, cellular component: nucleus; U1 snRNP. Gene Ontology annotation, biological process: mRNA 5'-splice site recognition; mRNA splicing, via spliceosome; spliceosomal snRNP assembly. Lineage: Eukaryota; Metazoa; Arthropoda; Insecta; Hymenoptera; Figitidae. Bases 186 to 605 code for a protein of 139 amino acids.